UAUAGGACCAUGGAAUCACGCUUCACCCGUGGCAAAUCCCCUCUGCUGGAGCGCCCGCUGGGCCGCCCGCGGGGGGAGGUGAGCCUGAGUGCCUUCGCCCUGCUCUUCUGUGAGUUGGUGCAGUACUGCCAGCGCCGCGUCUACUCGGUGGCCGAGCUGCAGUCCAAACUGGCCCAACUGGGCCACCAAGUUGGCCUCCGCCUCCUGGACCCGUUGGUGAGCCGUGAGCGGGGCGGGCGCCGUGAGACCAAAGUGCUGAGCAUCCUCCUCUUCGUCAAAGGCCCCGUGUGGAGGGCGUUGUUUGGGAAGGAGGCCGACAAGCUGGAGCAGGCCAACGAUGACGACAAGACGUUCUACGUCAUCGAGAGGGAGCCUCUGGUCAACACCUUCAUCUCCGUGCCCAGGGAGAACAGCACGCUCAACUGUGCUGCCUUCACAGCUGGUUUGGUGGAGGCGGUGCUGGGAGCCAGCGGGUUCCCGGCCAAGGUGACGGCGCAUUGGCACAAGGGCACCACGCUGAUGAUCAAGUUUGAGGAGGGGGUCAUCGCACGGGACAAGAGUCUGGAGGGACGAUGAGGGGGUCCCGACACUUGGAGGUGUCCCCUGUCCUCACACUGGGACACUCGCGUUGUUACGUGGCUCUAUAAAUGUUCUCUUGGCCCAUUGGGUGACCUUCAACCUUGGGUGUCCAUCAGUGGUGCCUAUUGUCCCUCCUGGUGGCCCUUGGAACUACUUGGGGACAUUGGGACCCAUUGGUAUCCCUCAGCACCAACCCCUGUCCUCACACUGGGACGCUCGCAUUGUUACGUGGCUCUAUAAAUGUUCUCUUGGCCCAUUGGGUGACCUUCAGCAUUGGGUAUCCAUCAGUGGUGUCCAUUGUCCCUCCUGGUGGCCCUCAGCCCCUCCUGGGGACAUUGGGACCCGUUGAUGUCACUCAGCACCAUCUACCAUCCACCUUUGGCUUCGUGUUGGAACACUUGAGUUGGUUCAGGUGCAGUAAAUGUUCAGAACCUUCAUUUCUAUCAGUGGUGUCCGUUCUCCCUCCUGGUGGCCGUUGGAACUACUUGAGGACCCACUGAUGUCACUCAAUACAAUCCAUUGUUCUCCUUUGGCUUCAUGUUGGGACACUCAUGUUGUUUUCUGGUCCUAUAAAUGUUCUCUUGGCCCAUUGAGUGACCUUCAAUGUGGGGUGUCCAUCUAUGGUGUCCAUUGUCCCUCCUGGCCCCUCCCUCCCUCAAACCUACAUGAGGACGUUGGAACCCAUUGAUGUCACUCUACACCAUCCAUUGUUCUCCUUUGGCUUCGUAUUGGGACACUUGAGUUGGUUUGGGGUUCAGUAAAUGUUCCCUUGUCCUAUUGGGUGACCUUCAGAGUUGGGUGUCCAUCAGUGGUGUUGUCCCUCCUGAUGGCCCUUGGAUCUUCUUGGGAACGCUGGAACCCAUUUGUGUCCCUCAACGCUCUACAUUGUUCUCCUUUGGCUUCAUGUUGGAACACUUGCAUUGGUUUGUGUCUCAAUAAAUGUUCUCCUGUCCCAUUGGGUGACCUUCAA
Messenger RNA from Meleagris gallopavo (turkey), 1549 nucleotides. NCBI's taxonomy places the organism in Eukaryota, Metazoa, Chordata, Aves, Galliformes, Phasianidae. The record is from RefSeq and is a predicted model, not a curated record.